Molecule: messenger RNA, 1604 nt
Organism: Setaria italica (foxtail millet)
Lineage: Eukaryota; Viridiplantae; Streptophyta; Magnoliopsida; Poales; Poaceae
Product: E3 ubiquitin-protein ligase EL5
Exons: 1
Coding region: 352-921 (189 amino acids)
Source: RefSeq, a predicted model, not a curated record
UUCCACGCCCCGAAUGGAGCGCAGCGAUCGAAAACCGUAAGCCGCGCAAACCACCGGCCACGGCCCGCACGGCCAAGGAACACGUCGUUCUCCUCCAGUCUCUCCCACCCUGCACCACGCGCCGGCGCCGCGCGCGCGCGCCUAUUUCUAGCUCGCCUCCUUCCGCCUCGCCGCCACGGAGUCCUCACCUCGACACACUCGAACACACCUCUGUUCCGGAAGCAGGGACAAGCAAAGCAAAGCUCUCACAAAGUCCCAAGCGAGCAGCACGGCGCAGCGGGGGCAUGCUGACGCUGCACCCGAGGGCGGUGGCGGGCGUCGCCGCGGAGGCGGCGGCGCCCGAGGACGGCCAUGACGAGGGCCGCGCCUGCUACUGCGUCGUGGCGGCCUGCGUCUCGCUGCUGCUCUUCGUCGUGCUGGCCGCUGCCACGGCCAGCGUCGCCAAGGCUUGCGCCGUAUCCGGCGCGGCCGUGCUCCUGCUCGGCCUCGCCGGCUGCCUCGCGCCCUCGUAGGACGGUGUUAAAGCGGCGGCGCGGCAGCAGGCUCCCGCUGCGCCCGUGCGGCUGGUGGUGCACCACCGCUGCGCCGCGUGCGGGCUGCCGGACGCCGCCAUCGGCGCGCUCCCGACGUUCGCAUACGAGCCGCCGCCGCCGCGGGCGCAGCAGCUCCGUGCUGCUCUGCGCGGUGUGCCUGGAGGACGUGCGGGCCGGCGAGGUGGUGCGCCAGCUCCUGGCGUGCCGCCACCUCUUCCACGGCGACUGCGUCGACGCCUGGCUGCGCGCGCACCGGACCUGCCCGCUCUGCCGCUGCGACCUCUCCCCGCCGAACGUCACCUCGAAGGCUGUCGCCCCUGCCCCGGCCGCCGCCGCCGCCGCCGCCGUCACGGUGGGGUCCUCGCCCGACGGCCUGCCGCCGGUGUGAGGACUCGAUCGUCACCAGUUCACCGGAAUCUGGGCGGCGCAUUCGUGAUUCCUACUGUACAUUCAUGAUCUCAAACACAGCAUAAAACAGACUUUUAGGUUGAUGGUAUAGUGUUCACUGUCGCUGAUGUGUAAUUCUUCAUUGCGACACAUGACCAAGCAAAGAUUUGAUUUCGAAAGCGCAGAAGAUAGCCAGCCAGCCGUGCGUCGCCGGACACGACCGCGAGAAAUCGAGUGGCUGGCUCCAAACCUCUCGCCUGACGCUUCUUCCAGUUGCGAAAGAUAAGGAGCAUCUAGCCGAUGGAGACCGGUACCGGAUAGUACGGAGCGUGGAGCUCGACGUGCUUGAAAUCGGCCGCUACCAGACAACCCGGUCACUCACGUCAGUUGCAGCUUAACUGAUGUUAGUGUGGAGCAUACACCACGGGAGUGUGGGAAUGUUGUCGCACAGGCCAAUUACAGUUUGGAGUGUAUGGAACAAGAAGAAACGUCCGUGUUUCCCAGGCAACUGAAGCUUUUGGGCCGUUGGGAUUAGGUUUAGGUGAGAUGAAGACAUCAUUUCAUUGUUGGCUUAUAUGUGUUGUUGAUCGCUCAGAGACUCGAUCCUGGAUUGAUUGGAACUGGGGAGGUUUGGACCCAUCUUUUUCUUUCUUUCUUUCCUUUGCUUCACUUGGUUUCAGGGCA